ACGGUGGUAAGUACUUUUUAUAAACUUGACAUGUUACGCACGUUAUCUCUCACAGGCUAUCUAGGUUUAUCGAAUGCAGAUGUAAUUUGACCGCAUUCAAGUGAUUUAAGUUGUAUGGAGAAAUCUGUAUGUGGGAACAUAUGAGGUUUGACCGUGCUGAAUUGUUGUCCAUACCGGCUUCUCUCUUUUAACUUUCAUCUUCUGGUGUUUCCUCGAAGGCCGUUUGAAGAGCUUCUAGGAAGAGAAGAGGUGACAAGCCAUACAUGCUAAAUAGUGCAUGUAUAGGUCUACCAUUUUUUUUUCUUCAGGCAUAGCUAUUUAUUACACGAUGGCAUCUAAACGGAACAAAAUUGCACUCGGGGCAGCUGGCAUUGUGGGAGCUGGAAUUGUAUCAUGGCGAGCGUUCUUCCCGUGGAUCGGUUAUGAUUUGACAAUGAUGAAACAAGGCGGUAGACUGAUGAACUUGUUUAUGAAAGAUAUUAACGAUGAACGUUACGUCAUUAAUAUGUUUGAAGAAGCAGUUGCAAAUCACCCCAAGAAGCCAUUUGUAAUAUUCGAGGACAGAGUGUACAGUUAUGAGUUCAUGAAUGACCAGGCAAACAGAGUGGCAAAUAUAGCGGCAAAAUGGGGGCUGAAACUUGGGGAAUGUGUUGCUAUAAUGAUAGAAAAUGAACCGUCUUUCAUCUGGACAUUUCUUGGUUUACAGAAACUGGGUAUAGCUGUUGGACUCAUAAACUACAACAUUAACGGACAGCCAUUGGUUCACACAAUACGAGCAUGUGAGGCGAAGGUCCUCAUCGUUGGUUCGACUGAUAGAAUAGUUCACUCGGUCAAGGAGGUGAGGUCGGAUAUAGGAGAUAUUCCCGUGUAUGUACAAGGUCAACACCGUGGUCCAGAGUUUCAGUCCUGGGAUAGUUUGAUGUUGGCUACACUUCCAAUACCCGUAUGUCCAAGUAUAAGACAAGGGUUGACUAUGAAAACGACAUGUUGUUAUAUUUUUACUUCCGGUACUACAGGUCUGCCAAAGCCUGUAAUCAUAACACAACUAAAAGGGAUUGGUUUUAGUAAGUUCUUCCAGUUUUUCAACUUCAUUCCAUCAGACAUCGUGUAUACAUGUACGCCACUAUAUCACAGUGCGGGAUUUGGUCUGGGGCUUAUAAACACACUGGAUCAGGGGGCUACAAUGGUUCUCAAACGGAAAUUUUCUGCUCGUCAGUAUUUUGAAGAUGUACGAAAGUACAAUGUGACUGUCAUACAAUAUAUAGGGGAGCUCUGUCGGUACCUACUAUCCGUACCGGAGAGUCCGCUAGACGGUAAACAUAAAGUGAGAGUGGCUGUUGGAAACGGGUUAAGGGCAGACAUAUGGGAGACCUUCAAACAGAGGUACAACAUUCCUAGAAUCUGUGAAUUCUUUGCGGCAACUGAAGGAACAGCCGGCUUUAUUAACCUUAGCAACCGGACAGGAUCCUGUGGUCGCUACUCUCCUUUAAUAUCCUGGCUGGAUAAGACACCUAAGUUAUUUGUGAAAGUGGACAUAGACACUGGAGAAAUCCUUCGAGAUAAGAAUGGACACUGUAUGCCGGUCGGUGUUGGAGAAGCAGGGGUGUUACUGAGCGGUAUACCUGAAUUUCUCAACGAUAUACAGUUCUACAAAGGAAGCCGGGAAAUGAAUGAGAAGAAAUUGGUGAGAAACGUUGUGAAGGAGGGGGACUGUUUCUUUAACUUUGGAGAUAUGUUGUCGAUGGAUUCAGAUUACUUCUUGUAUUUCAAGGACCGGAUAGGGGACACGUUCAGAUGGAGAGGUGAAAAUGUUGCAACGUAUGAAGUUUCGAAUGUUCUCACGGAGUUGGAUAUUAUACAUGAUGCUAAUGUGUACGGUGUGGAGAUUCCAGGCACGGAGGGACGAGCUGGUAUGGCAGCCAUCCAUCUAGCUGACAAGGUGACGAUCACACCGGAAGUACUCAAGGUCAUUUUCAGUCAUGCAAAAGGAAAGCUACCAAGCUAUGCCAGACCAUUAUUUCUAAGAUUUCCCAAGGAACAGGCUGUAACAACAACGCUAAAACAACAGAAAACACAACUGAGAAAAGAAGGGUUCCACCCCCAAGAUAUAGACGACCCGCUAUUCUAUUUUGACGAACAAAAGAAAACAUAUUCACCCCUUACUGUUGCAAGUUACGGUCAGUUUCUUACACAGUCCAAACUGUAGUCAUAAAACAAAUGGUCAGUUUGUUUAAAAAAAUCUACAUAGGACGUACAGUACCACUGGGACGUUCUAGUCAAGCUAGUGCUUUUCAUUCUGUAGAACUAUUUGCAGAGGGAAAUCUUUCACUAAUCAAAUAAAAUCAAACGUUUCAUUAUUUUUUUCGCGAAUAGACGAAAUAAUUUAUAAAUUUAUGUCAAGAUAAUUAUGAGGGUUGUAUGAACUUCCAUGGCAUCUACUGUGAGAUUUCAGAAGCUGGACAUAGGACCUGCAAAACGAAAUUUUAAACACACUUCAAAUAGAGCAUAAUAUAUAAAAAGCAUUUUCUUUUCGUACAUGUCAUUUUGUUAAAUAUCUAGCCAAGAUAUAAAAAUAU
This is a messenger RNA of Mercenaria mercenaria, 2576 nucleotides long. RefSeq names its product long-chain fatty acid transport protein 2-like. Bases 278 to 2206 code for a protein of 642 amino acids. The record is from RefSeq and is a predicted model, not a curated record. Gene Ontology annotation, molecular function: long-chain fatty acid transmembrane transporter activity; long-chain fatty acid-CoA ligase activity. NCBI's taxonomy places the organism in Eukaryota, Metazoa, Mollusca, Bivalvia, Venerida, Veneridae. The transcript has 11 exons.